UGUGCACGCUUUGCAGAACUAGAUAUAUAAAUAUAAUCAGACGUUUCCACCUCUUUUAACAUUUAUUUUCUUCAUUUCCUCUCUUUCUUGAAUAUUCAAUUCCAGGUCUCAGCUUUGAAUCAUAAGUGAAAAUGAAGAAGGUGGUGUUGAAAUUGGACCUCCAUGACGACAAGGGGAAACAAAAGGCCAUGAAAGCUGUUUCUGGCUUAUCAGGAAUUGAUUCCAUUGCCAUGGACCUGAAGGAGAAGAAAUUGACAGUAAUUGGAGAUAUUGAUCCUGUUGAUGUGGUAAGCAAGUUAAGAAAGAUUUGGCACACAGAGAUUUUGGCUGUUGGACCAGCUAAAGAGGAAGGCAAAAAAGAUGAAGGCAAGAAGGAAGGAGAGAAAAAGAACCCAAAUGAACAACAGAUGACUGAGCUUAUGACACUUUACAAAGACUACUACAACAACAAUCCCUACCCAUCUCAGUAUGGUUACCGAGUGGUAUGUGCUGAGGAGAAUCCAAAUGCGUGUGCUAUAUGUUAAAGAAAUAACAUGGCGGUGACUGGUGAGAGUUUUGAGAGAGAGAAAAAAUACAACUUAGAAGCACAUCGAAGAUGAACCCAGAAAAAGAUGCCAAACCAUGUAUUUUUAUUGGUUAUUCUUAUGCACAAAAGGCAUAUAAAAAAAUUGAUUUAUCUACUAAGAAAAUUUUUACUAGUAGAGAUGUAAUUUUUUUAAAAAAAUUAUUUUCCAUAUCAUAAUAAAAAUAUCAUGCAUGAUUCUAAUUCUACAA
This is a messenger RNA of Populus trichocarpa (black cottonwood), 774 nucleotides long. Its product is annotated as heavy metal-associated isoprenylated plant protein 39. The transcript is spliced from 3 exons. The record is from RefSeq and is a predicted model, not a curated record. Gene Ontology annotation, molecular function: metal ion binding. Bases 132 to 524 code for a protein of 130 amino acids. NCBI's taxonomy places the organism in Eukaryota, Viridiplantae, Streptophyta, Magnoliopsida, Malpighiales, Salicaceae.